Gastrolobium bilobum is the source of this 798-nucleotide messenger RNA. Its product is annotated as receptor-like protein 52. Lineage: Eukaryota; Viridiplantae; Streptophyta; Magnoliopsida; Fabales; Fabaceae. Bases 1 to 798 code for a protein of 265 amino acids. The record is from RefSeq and is a predicted model, not a curated record. The transcript is spliced from 3 exons. Gene Ontology annotation, molecular function: protein binding.
AUGAGGCAGAAGGUUGACAAGUCUACCUCUGUCAUAGACAACAACUCAUUUACUGGGUUUUCCAAGCCUUUUGUUUCAUAUUAUUUGAUUAAAAAUAACUGCUACACUGAUUGGUUGUCUAUGUCUUUUAUUGAUAUGGACAAACCAUACAUAACAUACAAGCAAGGGAACACCGGCAACCAGGCUGUCAAAGACUGUCAUGGCUCAGUCACUGGACUAGCUCUUGUCAACGACAACAUCACUCAAACAUUGCCACCUUUCAUAUGUGACCUUAAAAAUCUCACACAUGUUGAUUUCAACUUGAAUUUCAUUGCUGGGGAGUUCCCAACAUCUCUCUACAAUUGUUCCAAGUUGGAGUACCUUGACCUCUCACAGAACUGCUUUGUUGGUAAGAUUCCUAAUGACAUUGAUCGCUUGUCCAGUUUGCAGUAUCUUAGUCUUAGUUACAACAACUUCAGUGGUGACAUUCCUGUGAGUAUUGGAAGGUUAAAGGAACUGAGAGUACUUAGUCUUCAAGAUUGUCUAUUUGAUGGUACUUUCCCUGCUGAGAUUGCCAACUUGUCCAAUCUUGAAACCUUGGAUUUGUCCUUUAACAUGAUGUUCCUUCCUUUGAGGUUGCCUACUAACUGGACAAUGCUGAACAAGUUGAAGGUGUUUUAUAUGUAUGACUGCAACUUGGUUGGGGAAAUCCCUGAAUCAAUUGGACAAAUGGUGGCUUUGGAGAUAUUGGAUAUAUCACAAAACGGUUUAACUGGAAAAAUUGGAUCAAGUUGUAGCUUUGGGAUUUCUAAAGAGUAG